CUAAAAGAAGAAUUUCAUAGGAUUACUCUAUAAGAGGCCAAGGGAGAAGACAAACAAUGCCAUAUUGUGCUUCAUCCAGCUUGCGCGGAGAAGAUGAGUAACCUAAAAAGCAGGUUGUUUUUCGCCAUUGCGAUACUCUUCCUAGCUGGUCUAACGGAGAUCAACGGAGGAGAACUCACAACCUGCACCAGCAAGAAAAGCAAAUGCUUUCUGCAACCAUUAAAUUGCCCUGCAGAAUGCCCAUCAAAAUCUCCAAGUGACCCUAACGCUAAAGUUUGCUAUGUCAACUGUAAUUCCCCACUGUGCAAGCCUGAGUGCAGAAACAGGAGGGCGAAUUGCAAUCAACCUGGAGCAGCAUGCUUGGAUCCUCGCUUCAUAGGUGGAGAUGGAAUUGUCUUUUACUUCCAUGGCAAGAGCAAUGAGCAUUUCAGCUUAGUUUCAGAUCUUAAUCUCCAGAUUAAUGCCCGUUUCAUUGGCUUGCGACCUGCUGGUAGACCCCGAGACUACACAUGGAUCCAAGCUCUUGGAAUCCUCUUUGACAUGCAUGCUUUCUCAGUGGAGGCUACCAAGGCAGAGACUUGGGAUGACGAAGUUGAUCAUCUGAAAUUCUAUUAUGAAGGAAAGGAGUUAGUCUUACCAGAAGGCUAUCCAUCCAUAUGGGAAUCUUCUGAAAGCGGCAUCAAGGUGGAAAGAACUUCAAACAAGAACGGUGCUUUUAUCACACUUCCAGAAAUUGCAGAAAUUUCAGUAAAUGUAGUACCUAUUACCAAGGAAGAUGACAGGAUCCACAACUAUCAGUUACCUUCUGAUGACUGCUUCGCUCACCUGGACGUGCAGUUCAGAUUCUAUGGCCUCUCAACAAAAGUUGAAGGCGUUCUUGGCCGGACUUACCAGCCAGACUUCAAAAAUCCAGCAAAACCAGGUGUUGCAGUGCCUGUAGUGGGAGGCGAAACCAAGUACAGAACUUCAACCCUUUUGUCUUCCAAAUGUAAUUCCUGUAUCUUCUCUCCAGCUGGAGUUUCGAAAGAAUCAGACCCCCUAGUCAUGGAUUUUGGGACUUUAGAUUGUACUGGAGGAUCAAGCGGUGGCCAUGGAAUAGUUUGCAGAAAAUGAGAACCCAAUUGGGAUGUUUAUUUGUUUUGUCAGUUGCUGAUAAUAAAAGGCAAGGAUUUCCAGUUCUUAUUUAGACUAUGUAUGUUUAUUCCAUAACCAAGUUUCUUUCCUCAAGGGCACAUGACACAGAUAUAUACCCUAGUUAAGAAUUACAAAUU
This is a messenger RNA of Solanum dulcamara, 1271 nucleotides long. RefSeq lists its product as uncharacterized. Bases 94 to 1113 code for a protein of 339 amino acids. The record is from RefSeq and is a predicted model, not a curated record. The transcript is spliced from 2 exons. NCBI's taxonomy places the organism in Eukaryota, Viridiplantae, Streptophyta, Magnoliopsida, Solanales, Solanaceae.